Molecule: messenger RNA, 3403 nt
Organism: Arabidopsis lyrata subsp. lyrata
Lineage: Eukaryota; Viridiplantae; Streptophyta; Magnoliopsida; Brassicales; Brassicaceae
Product: pentatricopeptide repeat-containing protein At2g26790, mitochondrial
Exons: 2
Coding region: 149-2542 (797 amino acids)
Molecular function (GO): protein binding
Source: RefSeq, a predicted model, not a curated record
AUCCAAAGUAUUUUACAAAUUUUUACACUUUGUGCCAAAAUAAAAAUAAUAAUGAAAGAAUCAACCGCGGGUUGGGUUUAGGGUUUAAAGAUUGUAUCAUCUUCUUCGAUUACUCUGUUUCCCUCUGGAAAUCACGUCACCAUUUUUGAUGCGGUUUUCUCCAACCUUCUUCUUACUCUCACAAUUGCGAUUGACUCGAAGAGCAGCCACCUCUUCGCGUUUCUUCGCCGUCUCUGCUCUCAACAACCCUAACAAUCUCUCAGAUUCUGAACAACAGGUGAAUCAUCUUAACCUCUCUAAGCUUACUCAAUAUGGUCUUCAGCGACUCCUGAAUAGUACCAGAGAUGACCCAAAUCAGGCUUUGUCGUUUUUACGACAGCUUAAAGAACAUGAUGUUUCUCCUAAUGUUAAUGCUUACGCAACUCUUGUCAGAAUUCUUACUAGUUGGGGUUUGGACAGGAAGUUAGAUUCUGUGUUAGUUGAACUAAUUAAGAACGAGGAGCGUGGUUUCAGUGUAAUGGAUUUGAUUGAAGUUAUUGGAGAAGAAGAAGCUGAGGAAGAUCAACGUUCUUUGGUUUUGAUUCGAGUCUCUGGUGCUUUGGUUAAAGCUUAUGUUGGUCUCGGGAUGUUCGACGAGGCGAUCGAUGUUUUGUUUCAGAGUAAACGGUUGGAUUGUGUUCCCGAUAUUAAGGCGUGUAAUUUCUUGAUGAAUCGUUUGAUUGAGUUUGGGAAAAUUGGUAUGGUGGUGGCUUUGUUUAAGCAACUUAAGCAGUUGGGGUUGUGUGCAAAUGAGUACACGUAUGCGAUUGUGGUUAAGGCAUUGUGUAGGAAAGGCGAUUUAGAAGGAGCAGCUAUGUUGCUUCUGGAAAGUCCGAGCGUGUUUUCUUAUAAGACUUUCAUUGACGGACUUUGUGUCAAUGGAGAGACAGAGAAAGCUGUUGUUUUGAUAGAAGAAAUGAUAGAUACGAAUGUUCUGGUUGGUGAUGACCUUAGAACUGUAUUUUGCAUGGUGGUUCGCGGUUUUUGUAAUGAGAUGAAAAUGGAAGCUGCUGAAAGUGUUAUUCUUGAAAUGGAGAAAAUUGGGUUUGGUCCUGAUGUUAGUGCUUGCUCAGCGAUAAUUGAUCGAUAUUGCAAGAACAUGAAUUUACCUGAAGCAUUGGGGUUUUUAGAUAAAAUGUUGGGAAAAGGACUGAAAAUAAAUUGUGUGAUUGUUAGUUCGAUUCUUCAGUGCUAUUGUAAGAUGGACAUGUGUUUGGAAGCGUUAGAGAAGUUUAAAGAAUUUAGAGACAUGAAUAUUUUCCUUGACAGAGUUUGUUACAAUGUCGCAUUUGAUGCGUUGAGCAAGCUUGGGAGAGUGGAAGAAGCUAUUGAGCUUCUCCAAGAAAUGAAGGAUAAAGGAAUUGUUCCUGAUGUCAUCAACUACACAACUCUGAUAGAUGGCUAUUGCCUUAAAGGUAAAGUUGUUGAUGCCCUUGAUUUGAUUGAUGAAAUGAUAGGAAAUGGUACCUCUCCUGAUUUAAUUACAUACAAUGUGCUUGUCAGUGGAUUGGCCAGGAAUGGUCAUGAGGAAGCGGUGCUUGAGAUUUAUGAAAGAAUGAAAGCUGAGGGUCUAAAGCCUAAUGCUGUCACUGACAAUGUGAUCAUUGAAGGCUUGUGUUUUGCACGUAAAGUAAAAGAAGCCGAAGAUUUCUUCAUGAGUCUAGAGCAAAAAUGUCCAGAAAAUAAAGCCAGUUUGGUGAAAGGUUACUGUGAAUCUGGCCUUUCUAAAAAGGCCUUUAAACUAUUCGUUACACUGGAAUACCCUCUGCGCAAGAGUGUGUACAUCAAAUUAUUCUUUAGUCUAUGCAUUGAGGGUUGUCUCGACAAAGCUCAUACCGUACUGAAGAGAAUGUGGGCUUAUCGAGUUGAACCUGGGAGGAGCAUGUGUGGCAAAAUGAUUGGGGCGUUGUGUAGGUUAAAUAAUGCGAUAGACGCCCAGCAGUUAUUUGACACAAUGGUUGAGAGAGGACUCAUCCCUGAUCUGUUUACUUAUACAAUCAUGAUUCACACCUACUGUAGGCUAAAUGAGUUACAGAAAGCAGAGUCUCUUUUUGAGGACAUGAAGCAGAGAGGAAUAAAACCUGAUGUGGUAACAUACACAGUUUUACUUGAUAGGUACCUGAAGUUGGAUCCAGAGCAUCAUGAAACAGGUUCUGUUCAAGGAGAAGUGGGAAAAAGAAAUUCAGAACUUUUGAGAGAAUUCUCAGCCUCUGGUAUUGGAUUAGACGUUGUAAGCUAUACAGUUUUGAUAGAUCGUCAGUGCAAGAUGGACAAGCUAGAACAAGCUGCUGAACUUUUUGAUCGAAUGAUAGACAGCGGGCUGGAGCCUGAUAUAGUGGCUUACACAGCUCUAAUAUCUAGUUAUUUUCGGAAAGGAUACAUAGAUAAGGCAGUCACACUUGUUACCGAACUGUCAAAAAAGUAUAAUAUACCGACUGAACAUUUUGAGGCUGCAGUUAAGCGUGCUGCUUUGAAGGCGAAGAGAUUUCAAAAUGGGGAAUAAAGGGUUAUAAUGAGUGUAAAUUUUGGAACGUCAAGUGUAUGGCUUUGGUGAUCUAUAUCGUACAUGGUGUAUGCAUCACAUUUGGAGGUAAAAGGUAGAAUUCAGCACAUUGAGAAGAAUCUUUGGAUCUGCAUCUGCAUAAAGGAGGGAUUUUUGAAGAAUGAUUAUGAAAAUGCGCUUCUUACAUGACUUUACUCUGGUAAGAGUUGUUUCUUCUCCCAACUUUGGCUGAAGUAACAAACUCCAUGCUAUAGGAAUGGAUGCAAUCCGUGGACAAUGCGAAGGAUGAAGUCAACAAUGCUUAUUCUGAGAAGAUCAAAAUGUGGAAGAUCAGUUUCUGCUUGUGAGGACUGAGGUAUAGAGAGUACAAUAAAGACAUUCAGAGUUUGUGAACGCUGCAACCUCAGUCAUGAAUCAAAUAGACUUGAUUUUGGUGACGGAGGAGCAGGCAAUAACCCCGAAGGCUUGGGCAGGAAAGCUAUGUUAUCCAAAUGGUCAUUGAUGAGCUCUGUUUGUCAAGGUGAGAUUGCUGAUUUUGAUAUGUGAACUCACAUAUGAGACUUGAGUGUUGCUAAAUCCACAGAGUGGGAUUGAGGAUGACGCGCCGCUGAAAGAGAUUGAGAGAGAGAGAGAGAGGCUGAGCGGCAGAAAUCCCGAAGAGAUAUUAACUGGCAGCUGGAAUAGCAAAAACGUCAACUGUUUGAUUAUCAGUUAUCUAAAUUCUAAACAAUGGUUGUAGGACGAUGCAUCAUUAACGGUCUCCUUGUAGUGUUUGAUGUCUUUGUGACUUUUAGCUCCAACGAAUAUCAAAUACUCUUUGGAUUGGUUUACGUCUUUACGAAAUCUCGCAAUUCUUUUGUA